CGCCUGUUUACCUUGACGUCACGGCCUCCAUGACUACGGAGGACUCAGUCGCUUGAGAGGGGUGGUGGUGGCUAUCGCUAGUGUGCACCGGGAUCUGGCGUCAUGGGUUUGCUGUCAAUCCUGCGCAAACUGAAGAGUGCACCUGACCAAGAGGUGCGUAUUUUACUUCUUGGACUGGAUAAUGCUGGCAAAACAACACUUCUCAAACAGCUGGCCUCUGAAGACAUCAGUCAUAUCACCCCUACCCAGGGUUUUAACAUUAAAAGUGUGCAAUCUCAAGGCUUUAAAUUGAAUGUUUGGGACAUCGGAGGUCAGAGGAAGAUCAGACCCUACUGGCGAAACUAUUUUGAAAACACAGAUGUUCUGAUUUAUGUCAUUGACAGUGCGGACAGAAAGCGAUUUGAAGAAACUGGUCAGGAAUUGGCCGAACUUCUGGAAGAAGAAAAACUGAGUGGGGUUCCAGUUUUGAUAUUUGCAAACAAGCAGGAUUUGAUGACCGCAGCACCAGCUUCAGAAAUUGCAGAGGGCCUGAAUCUUCACAUUAUCCGGGAUCGAAUCUGGCAAAUCCAAGCUUGCUCAGCAAUGACUGGAGAAGGGGUACAGGAUGGAAUGUCUUGGGUCUGCAAGAACAUAGCAACAAAGAAAAAAUAGCCAGAACGAAAGAGAGAGCGAGCGAGCAGCACCAACAGGCAGGGAACUCUUCUGACGAUUUUCUGACAAAAGGCAGCACAGUUGUAUGAUCACUGAUGGUACUGGGAAGGCAGCAUUGACUUACGUGGUGACUUCUAAAUGCUGCUGGAUAGACUUUUGGUAUUUAUAAGUUAAAAAAAAAAAAAGCUCAUCACAGAUGCAGAUUUGUAACUUUCUAGAAUUAGAACUUAAUUCCAAAAGAAGACCAAUGAAUGAUGUUAAGUAGAGUGAGUACAGAUUCUGUCUGGAUCCUACGACUGGCCCUCUCUUACAAAUUAGGCAGAUUUGUAACAGUAGACUUCAGGACUGAACAUGCACUUGUCUGCAUACCUCUAAAUAUCAGGGGUCUACUGUGUAACUUGAUCCAUGACUACUGGAUGUCCAUUUCAUAGUCUUAAAAACACAAACAGUGCGAUCAUAUAUAGUCUUCGGUUUAGUCAGUAUUUAGGAGUGGCAGACUUAUUUUAUUUUUAUUUUUUUUAUUUGGGAGUCUGUGUGCACAGUGGGUUUGGUAAUGCUAUGGACUUGGUCACGUUUUUCAAAUCUUUUUGAGCCUCUUGUGCAUAUCAGAUGUCC
Molecule: messenger RNA, 1266 nt
Organism: Polypterus senegalus (gray bichir)
Lineage: Eukaryota; Metazoa; Chordata; Cladistia; Polypteriformes; Polypteridae
Product: ADP-ribosylation factor-like protein 3
Exons: 6
Coding region: 103-651 (182 amino acids)
Biological process (GO): cilium assembly
Cellular component (GO): cytoplasm; microtubule cytoskeleton
Molecular function (GO): GTP binding; GTPase activity
Source: RefSeq, a predicted model, not a curated record